Molecule: messenger RNA, 3738 nt
Organism: Toxotes jaculatrix (banded archerfish)
Lineage: Eukaryota; Metazoa; Chordata; Actinopteri; Toxotidae
Gene: xpot
Product: exportin, tRNA (nuclear export receptor for tRNAs)
Exons: 25
Coding region: 202-3117 (971 amino acids)
Biological process (GO): tRNA re-export from nucleus
Cellular component (GO): nuclear pore; nuclear matrix; cytoplasm
Molecular function (GO): tRNA binding; small GTPase binding
Source: RefSeq, a predicted model, not a curated record
GCCGCACCGCCGCUUGUGUCGUGUGAGUCCGGCCGACGUGCAACUGAUUUCUGGAGAUUUCGCAGCGGCUCCGCGAUGAGUUAACGUGAGCAGGAGAUCGAAGAAAACACUUGAUGAAUUAAGUUUUCACUAAGAUGAGAGAAAUCUGCCUGACAGCAGCAGAGAGGAGUGAACCUGCCCUGGAGGAAAGCUAACCCACGAAUGGCCUGCCAGUCUGUCGCUGCAGUCAUGGACGAGCAGGCCCUUCUGGGGCUCAACCCGAACGCCGACGCCCGCUACAGGCAGAGGGCCAUGGCAUACUUUGAGCAGCUGAAGGAGUCUCAGGACGCCUGGGAGGUGUGUGCAGAGGCUCUCGCUAAAGGGGUUUACAAUGACGACCAUGUGAAGUUCUUCUGCUUCCAGGUUUUGGAACAUCAGAUAAAGUUCAGACAUGCUGGUCUGAGUGCGGUCCAGCAGCAGCUCAUCAGAGAGACUCUGAUGAAGUGGCUCCAGUUUCAGCUGAUGAAUGCUCAGCCUGAGAAGCCCUUCAUCAGGAACAAGGCGGCCCAGGUGUUCGCCCUCACCUUCGUCAUGGAGUAUCUGACUCUGUGGCCCAAGUUCUUCUUCGACAUCCUGUCUCUGGUGGGUCUGAACCCUCACGGCAUCGACAUCUACCUGAGGACACUGAUGGCGAUCGAUGCUGAGGUGGUCGACAGAGACAUCCUCCACACACCUGAGGAGACUCGCAGAAACACUUUAAUCAAAGACACCAUGCGGGAGCAGUGCAUCCCCAGCCUGGUGGAGUCCUGGUUCCAGAUCCUGCAGACGUACCAGCAGUCCCACCCAGAGCUCACCUGUCAUUGUCUGGAGGUGGUGGGAGCCUACGUGUCCUGGAUCGACCUCAACCUCAUUGCCAACGACCGGUUUGUGAACCUGUUGCUGAGUCAGAUGUCCGUGGAGGAGCUCAGAGAGGAAGCCUGUGACUGCCUGUUUGAAAUUGUCAACAAAGGAAUGGACCCCGUGGAUAAAACCAAGCUGGUGGAGUCUCUGUGCCAAGUGCUGCAGUCGGCUGGGUUCUUCAACGUGGAGCAGGAGGAGGACGUGGACUUCCUGGCUAAGUUCUCUCGGCUGGUGAACGGGAUGGGUCAGAGUCUGGUUCUGAGCUGGACCAAGCUGGCCAAAUCCGGCAACGUGAAGGACACGGCCGAGACGCUGCAGGCCGUGGAGGCCAAAGUGCCGCUGCUGCUGCAGCUGCUGGUGCACGAGGACGACGACAUCUCGGCCAACAUCGUCGGCUUCUGCUACGAAUACCUGCACGUCCUCAAACAGCUUCCCCAACUGACAGAUCAGCAGAAAGCAAACAUAGAGGCAAUCAUGUUGGCUGUCAUGAAGAAACUGACGUACGAUGACGAGUACAACUUUGAAAAUGAGGGGGAGGAUGAGGCGAUGUUUGUGGAGUACAGGAAGCAGCUGAAGAUGCUGUUGGAUCGUUUGGCUCAGGUUUCUCCUGAGCUGCUGCUGGAGGCCGUCCGCAGAGUGUUCACCAGUACAAUGCAGAGCUGGCAGACGGCUCCGUUCAUGGAGGUGGAGGUGGCCAUCAGGCUGUUGUACAUGCUGGGCGAGGCCCUGCCGGCGUCUCACGGCGCUCAUUUCUCCGGAGACACGGCGAAGACCAGUGCUCUGCAGGACAUGAUGAGGACGCUUGUGUCGUGUGGCGUCAGCAGCUACCAGCACGCCUCAGUGUCUCUGGAGUUCUUUGAAACAGUCGUUCGAUACGAUAAAUUCUUCAUCGUGGAGCCUCAGCACAUUCCAAAUGUUUUGAUGGCGUUUCUGGACCAAAGGGGACUGAGACACAACAGCCCGAAGGUCCGCAGCAGAGUGGCCUACCUCUUCUCCAGAUUCGUCAAAACUCUGCAUAAACACAUGACUGCCUUCAUCGAGGACAUCCUGACCAGGAUCCAGGACCUGCUGGAGCUCUCUCCACCUGAAAACGGCUUCCUGGCGCUGCUGACCAGUGACGACCAGCUGUUCAUUUUCGAGACGGCGGGCGUCCUGAUUGUGAACGGAGAGAGUCCCGUGGAGAGGAAGCAGGCGCUGAUGAGGAGUCUGCUGUCGCCGCUGAUGGACGCCUUCCGCCUGCUGCUCGCCAAACUGCCGCAGGAGACAGAGGAGGAGAGACAGACCGCCCUCGCCGACUGUCUGAGCCACGCCGUCGGAUUCGCCAGUCGGACCAGUAAGGCAUUCAGCAACAAGCAGACGGUGAAGCAGUGCGGCUGCACAGAGGUCUACAGGGACUGUCUGCAGACCUUCCUGCCUGCGCUGAGCUGUCCCGUCCAGCGGGGGGUGCUGCGCAGCUCGGUCCGCUCCUUCCUGCACCGAAUGAUCAUCUGCCUGGAGGAGGAGGUGCUGCCCUUCAUCCCCGCCGCCUCUGAACACAUGCUGAAGGACUGCGAGGCCAAAGACCUGCAGGAGUUCAUCCCGCUCAUCAGCCAGAUCACCGCCAAGUUCAAGAGGCAGGUGUCCCCCUUCCUGCAGCAGGUCUUCAUGCCGCUGGUCCUCGCCAUCUUCGAGGUGUUGGCCCGGCCCGCGGAGGACAACGACCAGGCGGCAGCUCUGGAGAAACAGAUGCUGAGGAGAAGCUACUUCAGCUUCAUCCAGACCAUCACUGGGAGCGGGAUGAACGAGGUGAUGGCCAAUCAGGGAGCAGAAAACAUCGAGCGAGUGGUGUUCACCAUCAUCCAGGGAGCCGUGGAUUUCCCAGACCCCAUCGCUCAGAAAACCUGCUUCAUCAUCCUCUCCAAACUGGUGGAGCUGUGGGGAGGUAAAGACGGCAUGGUGGGCUUUCCUGACUUCAUCUACAAACACAUCGUCCCUGCAUGUUUCCUGGCCCCUCUCAAACCGACCUUUGACCUCUCCGAUGCUCAGACGGUCCUGACGCUGUCAGAGUGUGCUGUCACACUGAAAAUGAUUCAUCUCAAACGGGGCCCAGAGUUUAUCCAGUUCUUGCAGCAGGAGUAUCUGCCCUCACUUCAGGUGUCACCUGAAAUCUCACAGGAGCUGUGUCAGGUGCUUCAGCAGCCAGACGUCAAAGUCCUGAAAAACUACAUCAAGGCGUUCUUUCAGCGCGCGAAGCUGUAGGAAAUCAGACGGAAGUUCACUGGGACUGAAAGGACUCUUCACAGGAAGUGGUCGAACUCGCCACUUAACAACAAAAACAUGGAACUCAGCUGCUUUUGCACUUAAAAAGUGAAUGCAUAACAAAGUCCAGUCUGUCUAAGUCGGGAAAAUGGACAGAAGGUGUGUGGACGGAUAGACCCCUCCCGCUGCCAAGAAGACGAGCUGUCCCCGUGGACUCGAGACGUGAAGGAGCUCGAACUCUGAUCCGAACUGCGGAGAACUUUGUGGAAAGGGCUUUCAGACGUAAACACGGAUCUGUGGGAGAGGACGCCCCCGAUCUGGAAAUCAUUUGGUAACUAUCCUGAAAUCGAUCCUCGUAGGGUUUGUGUAACGAUAGCUUUAUUCUAGUCGGACCUUUACAGUAGAAACCGCACUUCAAAAGAUGCUAGAUUUGAGUUUUUUGGAUGAUGUUGCCACAGAAUGGAUGAGAAAUAAGGGCUGAACUGCAUCUUUUUUUUUUUUUUUUUUUUUGAGGACCGGUCUCUUUGCGUUGAGUUUGAAGUAAAACAUGAAGUUUUCAGCCCAGCUCCAUGUGCACCCGCCUUCCACUGACUUUAUUUUCCUCAUUUCUCGAUUUAAAAU